Amaranthus tricolor (Joseph's coat) is the source of this 711-nucleotide messenger RNA. RefSeq lists its product as uncharacterized. The coding region runs from base 1 to 711 and encodes 236 amino acids. The record is from RefSeq and is a predicted model, not a curated record. NCBI's taxonomy places the organism in Eukaryota, Viridiplantae, Streptophyta, Magnoliopsida, Caryophyllales, Amaranthaceae. The transcript has a single exon.
AUGGGGGACUGGCAAGAGAGAUCUUGGGCUUGGCAUCUCAUAUGGCGUAGAAACCUAUACGAAUGGGAAAAUGACGAGGUCUCCAGGCUCAAAAACCAUAUUGAACAGAUAAGACCAGAUAGGGAUAAGGAAGAUAGUGUGGCUUGGAAACACUCGGGCAGUUUGUACUCUCCUACAAAGAGCAUUGGUGCGAUAAUGAUUGAAGAUCAAACUCCCAUUCUAUCCAAACCUAUAAUCAAUCUCGUAUGGCAAAAAUUUAUCAAUCCAAGAGCACAGUUGUCCGUAUGGUUGGCAAAUCUGGAAAAACUUAAAACUGGUGAUUUUCUUGUAGAAAUGGGGAUUAUUGACGCUCAACUAGCCGUUUGCCCAUUCUGCAACAUAGUUACAGAAUCCAAUUCUAAUAUCCUGUUUACAUGCAGUUUCUCCUGGAUGUCCUGGAUGGAAAUGUUGAAAUGGUGGGGCAUCUCUGCGGUAUUUCACAAACAAUGUAGAAACUUCAGUAUUGAGUGGUUUGGUCUGGUGAAGAGUCGAAAAUGUCGAAAUUUGUGGGGCCUUGUUUUAGGCUGCGUUAUAUGGUCUUUGUGGUAUGAAAGGAAUAAAAUCAAAUUCGAAAGGAGACUCCCAAAUCUGCACAAGUUUGACUACUCUCUGAAAAUCAAAAUAGGAAUAUGGGCAAAGAAAAUGAUGGGACUAACUAUUGUAAUGGCGUAA